Molecule: messenger RNA, 939 nt
Organism: Notodromas monacha
Lineage: Eukaryota; Metazoa; Arthropoda; Ostracoda; Podocopida; Cyprididae
Source: the annotation of a GenBank genome assembly
AUGGGGGAUGAUUACGAAACCGCACCCACUGUCGGGCUGGUGGACGACGCGGAGUAUUGCAACGCGACCAACCGGACGGGCGAUGGGGACGCUUGUGGGGCUUUCGCGGGUCAUCUGAUCAACGGCUAUCUAAUGCCGUUGCUGGUCGUCAUCACGGUAGUGGCAAACACUCUGGUCAUCAUAGUGCUCUCCAAGCGUCACAUGCGAACACCGACGAACAUGGUGCUGCUCGCCAUGGCCGUAGCGGACAUGCUGAAGCUCAUCUUCCCGGCCCCAUGGUUCUUCUACAAGUACACCCUGGACAAUGCUUACAAGCCCCUGCAACCCGUGGCAGCGUGCUACGUGGCAGAGGUGAUGCAGAAUGUGUUCCCGGUCCUGUUUCACACAGCGAGCAUUUGGUUGACCGUGGCACUGGCGGCGCAGAGGUAUAUUUAUGUUUGUCAUCCGACUGCGGCGCGGACGUGGUGCACGAUGCCGAAAGUCCGAAUGGCCGUCAUUGGGAUCUUUGUCUGCGCAUUCCUGCACCAGUCGACGCGAUUCGUGGACUUCAAGAAGGCGGAAGUGAACAGGCAACGGCUCAUCAAAGACAACAAACCCGAGUCUAGGAAAAUGCGGGACUCGCAGUCCACGACGUUUAUGCUGAACAUAGUCGUCACUGUGUUCCUGGUGGUGGAAAUCCCACUCGGGGUCGUCACGACACUGCACAUCAUCGUGAACAUGUUGUCGGUGCCCAUCAUGGAUUACAACGUGGCCAACUGCCUCAUCCUCUGCAUGAACUGCACCAUCGCCGCUUCGCACCCCAUCUACUUCGCCAUUUAUUGCGGCAUGUCGCGCCAAUUCCGCCAAACUUUCUCUGAACUUUUCAUCGCGGGGUUUUCGGGAUCCUCGGCCGGGAACGGGGCCAGUGCUCGGAACUACUCUGUAGCCAACGGUGGAUGA